This is a messenger RNA of Glossina fuscipes, 5133 nucleotides long. RefSeq names its product neuropathy target esterase sws (gene sws). Gene Ontology annotation, biological process: phosphatidylcholine metabolic process. The record is from RefSeq and is a predicted model, not a curated record. The coding region runs from base 778 to 4989 and encodes 1403 amino acids. Gene Ontology annotation, molecular function: phosphatidylcholine lysophospholipase A1 activity. Gene Ontology annotation, cellular component: endoplasmic reticulum. The transcript has 10 exons. NCBI's taxonomy places the organism in Eukaryota, Metazoa, Arthropoda, Insecta, Diptera, Glossinidae.
AUUAUUAAAACGAAAGGGAUUCCUUUCUUGUUGUAACGCAAGUAAAUUGAGGAAUAAUAAAUAAUUUACAUUAAAUAUAGUUAUAAAAAUUUACAUUAAAUAUAUUUAUAAUAAUUUACAGAGAUUAUAUAAGUGUUUUACAAAUAUUCUUAAAAGUUACUUGAAAAAGCAAAUCAUUUAAACAAAAUCUACUUAUGUGGAGUGCAUGUAUAUAUUUACUCUUAUCGAGAGAUCUUUUAUUUUUACAAAUUGCGAAAAUUCAAUAAUUGAGUAAAGCCCGUAGGUGAGAAAAGUUCUUUGCAUUACAAACUAUUAAAUAUAAAGAGGACAAAAAAUGUAUAUGCGCAUAUUUACGGCGUAUGAACGACAUUUUAAACAAAAAUGUUAAAAAAGAAUUGAAAGAUUUCGAACAACUUGUUGUUUAGCUUUUGACUUUUCUUACGAUUGUGAAAUAUAAACUGCAUAAAAUCUCGGAAGCAAGGAAAACAAGAGGAGGGGUAUAAAUUGUUCGUUAAUAAACAGCUGCUUUUUGUUUGUGUAUAAUUCUUUUCCUUCUGGAAUCCCUCUCUCACUCUCUCUUUUUCUCAUCAACAAACAUAUAAACCCGCACGUUUUUGAUAAGGCUAAAACAAGAAGCAAGUCGAAAAGAAAAAAUAAACAAUAACAAUUUGUAUGCUCUCGUGUUUACGGAGCAUUUAAUUCGACUCUAAUACAAAUAUCUUAAAAAACAUUUAAUAUCCAAUAACAAUUGGUAUAAUAAUUGAUUGAGUACCAAACAUGGAUAUUGUUGGCCUUAUAAAAGCCUAUAAUCCAGACUACGGAGCUGCAUUUUCAGACGCUUGGUGGAACAUAAUAAAUAUGGAAAUCAAAACAGCGUUGGCCCUAUACGGUGCGGUCGGUUUAUUAACUUUCAUAUUAAUUAUAUGUUAUAUAUUCUAUAAACGAUCGCAACAAGAUAGAGAACGUGAAAAAAUGCUAUUCGCUCAGAGUUCGUUGGCAGCCGCUAGUGGUGAUACGCGUGGCUUGCGAUUUCGUAAACGCGAUAAAAUGUUGUUUUACGGUCGCAGAAUGCUUCGUAAGGUAAAAAAUGUGUCUGGUCAAAUGUAUGGCGGUCAGGGUCGCAAACGUAAGGCAGUUAUGCGUUUUGCAAAGCGAUUGUUGCAAUUGCGUCGUGAAAAUAUACCUUUGCAAAUGCGUACAGUGGAACCACCGGCAGAAUAUUUAGAAGAGACUAUGGAGGGUUCAGAUCGUGUACCACCAGAUGCGCUCUAUAUGCUGCAAAGUAUACGAAUCUUUGGUCAUUUUGAGAAACCAAUUUUUUUAAAAUUGUGUAAGCACACUGAAGUUCUAACUUUGGAACCAGGAGAUUAUCUAUUUAAAAUAACCGAUGCGGAUGAUAGCGUGUUCAUCGUUCAGUCGGGAUUGGUAAAUGUUUCCAUAUCGAAUGCGGAUGGUAGCACUUUGUCGUUAAAGACUGUACGUAAAGGUGAAUCAGUUACAUCUCUUCUUAGUUUUGUCGAUGUCUUAUCUGGAAAUUCUAGUUAUUAUAAGACUGUUACAGCCAAAGCAAUGGAAAAAUCUAUAGUGAUACGUUUGCCAAUGCAGGCUUUUCAAGAAGUUUUCGACGAAAAUCCAGAUAUUAUGAUACGUGUUAUACAAGUGAUUAUGAUCCGUUUGCAGCGUGUUUUAUUUACUGCUUUGCGUAACUACUUAGGUCUUAAUUCCGAAUUGGUACAGAACCAUAUGCGACCCAAAAAAAAUCACAAUACACCUGCGAAUGUGGCGCAGCAACAAAAUCAACCUAAAAAUUCCCCCGGUCACAGACGUACCGACUCAACGCCGACACAAAUCCACAGUUUAUCUGAAAUGGCUAUACCACCCCCCGAUAUGUUGGUAGAUUUAGCCUAUGAGCAUCUAAAUUCGUCUGCUCAUAGUCAUGCACACGCAGGCAGUCUUUCAACUCGCAAAUAUUCUAUGAUUCCAGCAGAAUGCUUAGUGAAUGCCUCAUCUUUUGAUAUGCAACUGGUGUACGCGUCAGCAGUGGAGAGCUAUCUUAAAGAAUUAGGCCUCAAUGAAGAUGAUCGUGCAUUAUUGGAACAACUUGUAGAGGUAAAAGAGAUUGAUGCAGAUGCCACACUGAUUACCGAAGGAGAUUCGGAAAAUGUUUGCAUUUUCUUUGUAAUGACGGGUUGUUUGACAGUUCAUCAAAUUGGACCAAAUCCCGUACGGGUUGUCAAAGGUGACAAACCGGAGGUUUUCAUACAUCACGUGCAUCCCGGGGAGAUUGUUGGGGCAUUAGCUGUGUUAACUGGUGAAGCCAGCGCCUACACUAUCAAGUCUCUGUGUAGCAGUCGUGUAGCUUUACUAACAAGAUCAGCUAUUUACCAGUUAAUGCGGGAACGUCCGAAAAUUGUUUUGGAUUUGGGUAAUUCGGUGGUUAGACGUUUGUCCCCAUUGGUAAGACAGUGUGAUUAUGCUCUUGACUGGAUUUUUUUGGAAUCGGGUCGUGCGGUUUACCGGCAGGACGAAAUGAGCGAUAGCACUUAUAUUGUACUGAGCGGUCGCAUGCGUUCUGUAAUAACGCAGGCAAAUGGCAAAAAAGAAAUUGUCGGUGAAUAUGGCAAAGGCGACCUUGUGGGUAUAAUAGAAAUGAUUACGGAAACUGGUCGCACUACUACCGUGAUGGCAGUGCGGGAUUCUGAACUAGCCAAAUUGCCUGAGGGUCUUUUUAACGCCAUUAAAUUACGUUAUCCUAUAGUGGUUACAAAGUUAAUCAGCCUAUUAAGUCAUCGCAUAUUAGGCACCAUGCAAACGCGUUCGGGAAGCUCAGCUGCCCCUCUAGAAGCCAACCCAGUUACUCAUAAAUACUCUACGGUGGCUUUAGUUCCUGUAAACGAUGAAGUGCCCCUAACCGCGUUCACCUAUGAACUGUUUCAUUCAUUAUGUGCUAUUGGACCUACGCUGCGACUAACAUCCGAAGUGAUACGAAAGCAGUUGGGCGUUCAAAUAUUCGAGCAGAGCAAUGAAUACCGUUUGACAUCUUGGCUAGCUCAACAAGAAGAUCGUAACACUAUUACUUUAUAUCAGUGUGAUGCUUCUCUUAGCGCUUGGACUCAGCGCUGUAUGCGACAAGCUGAUGUUAUACUUAUAGUGGGUCUAGGUAAUGGGCCAUCCUCGGUAGGCAAAUUUGAAAGAGAAAUUGACCGCUUAGCUAUGCGCACACAGAAAGAAUUAGUACUACUCUACUCCGAAACAGACAGUUCGAAACCGUUAAAUACUUUGCAAUGGCUCAAUGUCCGCCCUUGGGUUACCAAACAUCAUCAUAUACAGUGUGUAAAGCGCAUGUUUAGCAGGAAAAGUCAAUAUCGUAUUAACGACUUAUAUAGCCGUGUGUUGAUGUCUGAGCCUAAUAUGCAUUCGGAUUUCUCACGUUUGGCACGAUGGUUAACGGGCAAUUCAAUUGGACUCGUGUUGGGUGGAGGUGGUGCGCGUGGUGCUGCUCACAUUGGCAUGUUGAAAGCUAUACAAGAGGCUGGUAUACCAAUUGACAUGGUGGGUGGCGUCAGCAUAGGUGCUCUGAUGGGUGCUCUGUGGUGUGCAGAACGCAAUAUUACAACAGUUACACAACAGGCUAGAGAAUGGUGUAAGAAAAUGACUAAAUGGUUUUUGCAACUUCUGGAUCUCACUUAUCCCAUUACUUCGAUGUUUUCGGGUCGUGAGUUUAAUAAAACCAUUCGCGAUACAAUUGGAGAUGUUAGUAUUGAAGAUCUUUGGAUUCCUUUUUUCACUUUAACUACUGAUAUAACUGCCAGUUGCCGUCGUAUCCAUACUAAUGGAUCCCUGUGGCGUUAUGUACGUUCAUCCAUGUCACUUAGCGGUUAUAUGCCACCGUUGUGUGAUCCCAAAGAUGGACAUCUGCUACUGGACGGUGGCUAUAUAAAUAAUUUGCCAGGUCAUUUGUGGCGUUAUAUACGCGCCAGUAUGUCGAUUGCUGGUGUUCUACCACCGUUUUGCGAUUACAAAGACGGUCAUUUAUUGCUAGAUGGCUGCUACAUCAACAACGUACCAGCCGAUGUUAUGCAUAAAUUAGGAGCUGCCCAUAUAAUAGCCAUAGAUGUCGGUUCCCAGGAUGAUACUGAUUUAACAAAUUAUGGCGAUGAUUUAUCGGGCUGGUGGCUGCUUUACAAAAAAUGGAAUCCUUUUACCACACCCGUCAGGGUACCAGAUCUACCGGAUAUACAAUCACGGCUCGCCUACGUAUCAUGUGUUAGGCAAUUGGAGGAAGUUAAAAAUUCCGAUUAUUGUGAAUACAUACGACCACCAAUAGAUAAGUAUAAGACUUUGGCUUUCGGUAGCUUCGAUGAAAUCCGUGAUGUCGGUUAUGUUUAUGGUAAAAAUUAUUUCGAAAAUAUGGCCAAAGCAGGACGUUUGGGACGUUUUAAUCAAUGGUUUAACAAAGAUCCGCCUAUAAAAGACUACCAUGCACUGAGAGAAUAUUCUUUCAUUGACUUAGCACAGAUUGUUUGCAAGUUACCCGAAACAUAUGUUGAUCCUCAACAAUUCCAAAUGAAUUAUGUCUAUAGCGAGGAUGAAGACUAUGACGGUUAUAUAUCCGAGCCAUCAACUUAUAAUAGGAAUCAAAUAAAAAUGAAACGUACAGGGACUUCACUUUCGUUAUCAGAAAAUGAAAUGGAUUCAGAUAUAGAAUUAGAUCUCACUUUAGAUCUUAGAAAUAAUCAGAAUAAAGCGCUGAUGCCUAUAUCUCUUUCUAAAAUUUCGAUUGAUACUAUCGAAGGUCAACUUCCUCUUACUAAAUCAAUUAACUUAAUCGGAGAAUCCACCGAUCAUCAUCGCAGUUCAUUAGAAACGGAUACCAAAGGGAAACAACAAAGGGGUAGUGGUUUCCCGCAACAACACCUGCAUCAGCAACGGCAAGAUCUACAGCCAAACGAUAUAGAAAAUGAAAGCACAAAUCAAGGUCAAUCUUGAAAAAGAAUAUUUAGAUUUACGUCUUAUUUUAUAAAAAAAACAAAGAAUGUCAAGACUUUAAUUCAACGAAUCGUACUAAACUGAACUGAUUAUUAAUUAAUUUCUAUUUUACCAUAUGUUUUUAAGCAAAAUAAUAUCAUUUAU